CCCAGCGCCAUGUAGUCAGCGCAAUGGCACUCACCUAUACGGUUGUCUGUCUGCUCGCCGGUCUCUUUCUGCUCGGCCUGGUGCGUGCGGAGGUGGGCCUGUCCCAAAGGCAGCAUCGGCUGGGGGCUUCCUACCCGUCAGCCGGCUACAAGCCAGCCAGACAGUUCAGACUGCCGGCUGCUCAGCCGAAGCCUGCUCGCCUGGUGGCGAACAGCGAAGCGCAGGAGGACCUCGAUGACGCCGCUGAGGAGUUGACCCCGCGACCCAACGCCGCUCCAGCUCCAACUCCAGCUCCGGUCCCUGCUGCAGUUCCAGCCAUCGCGGGGACUCCCACCAUUGCCUACUAUCCGGCCGGAGCCAUUGGAUUCGUUCACCCGGCGACUUUUGCUAAAAUUAUCGCCGCACCCCAGCCGGCGUCCGCUUACGGGGCCACGCCCCAGUACUACGCCGCCUACUUGGGCUAA
Drosophila kikkawai is the source of this 464-nucleotide messenger RNA. Its product is annotated as cyclin-dependent kinase inhibitor 1C. The record is from RefSeq and is a predicted model, not a curated record. NCBI's taxonomy places the organism in Eukaryota, Metazoa, Arthropoda, Insecta, Diptera, Drosophilidae.